Molecule: messenger RNA, 1815 nt
Organism: Alternaria hordeiaustralica
Lineage: Eukaryota; Fungi; Ascomycota; Dothideomycetes; Pleosporales; Pleosporaceae
Exons: 3
Coding region: 1-1815 (604 amino acids)
Molecular function (GO): acyltransferase activity, transferring groups other than amino-acyl groups
Source: RefSeq, a predicted model, not a curated record
AUGAAUGCCCUAAAGUACAUUAGAAAGCUUUUUGAUGAAUCCGACAUUGGAAACACAUACCGCAACCCUGAAAAACAUACCGACAACUCGUUACGCCUACUAGACGAUGGGUUACUGGACACCACACCCCGCGACGAGACGCUGAAGGUAACAACCCAAAACCAACAAACCUCCCCCUUCCUCCGUCUCCCCGCCGAACUCAGAAAUCACGUAUACGAAAUCCUAUUCGGCCACCGAUCAAUCCACCUCAAAGACCGUACACCUUCGAAAUACCACCAGAUCCCCCGACCCUGCGUCACGCACAUCCGCCCCACUCAUCCCGACAACGAUGUAUACGGCCCCGGUAUCGAAAACGACCACACGCGUCAUCCGGGUAAACAAACACAUACAUUCUCCUUACUUUUCGUAAGCCGCCAGAUCUACGAAGAAACCCGCUACCUCCCCUUCAGCCUCAACACAUUCAGGUACGACGAACUACUCGGGCGACAGACCUGGCUCCGCUCGCUGGCAUCCCGACUCGCUGUCGUGCGGAAAGUGCGUCUUCAUGUUGAAGAGGAUUGGGGUUUAAACCGUGGAUUGAAGGAAGGUCUGACCAACGGACUGGAGUUCUUCCCAAGUCUCGAUAGUCUGGAGCUGAUUUGCGGGCAUAACCGGUACAAGGCAGGUGGGUUUGACAAGAUACUCAGAUUGGCGAAGAAGACGAAGCGGGAUGUGGAGGCGCUAGUCGGCUCCGAGGUCAAAUUGAGGAUUUAUAUCAGGAAGGUUUGGAACAUUCGCGAUAUGCAAGUCCACGAGCACCCCGCCUCAUCCCCCAUCUUACGGCGGGCCCUGAAAACCGCCCUACCCUACAGUGUCAACCUGGUCUACAGAAUCCAGCACCCAAACCGAACCGAACACGCCCACAUACUCGCCACAUUCUCACCGUCAGCCACAGAGAUCCCAGAAUGCUGGGUAGCAGCGUACCUCGACCGCUCCAUGCGCCCAGAGACCGAACUUUGGAUGUUUAGUAAUGCAGAACAGCCACAUCACUCGAAUGCAACACCAGAGUUUCGUCAAGAGAGCAAGAAGGCGAUAUUGGCAUUACUAGAAUAUAUGGCUACACUUCCUACUCCACCAAUGCGUUCCGAUAAUCUACCUGCUCUGGACCUGGCAAAGCAACACGAGAAAGACUACCCAACCCCACCAGCAUCUGGCGCAUACGGAUCAUCCCCGGGGACAUACAUGCGACAUCUCCUCAUGCCCAAAGUUGUUACGCUAGGGGCGUGCCAUCGCGACGUGGUUGAGAUACUCCGCGAAGCAGGAGUCUUACGCACCGAACUUCCAGGCCCUGAUGCCGAGCUGAACAAGUUCUUGUUCAAGCUUUCUGAUCUUCCAGAGACGCGAGAGCUACCCAAGGGAUUACGGUGGGGUGAAAUGCGCGAGCAGGAUAUCGAUGUCGUCAAAGCCAGGACGUCUAUUCCAAGGACGACAAAGACACUCAUAUCACUAAAGAGUGUGGGUGUUUUUGAAGAAGAGACAGACACAGCAGUAGCGUGGACAUUCCUCGGUUUAGACGGUUCUCUUGUUACGCUACAUACAGAAGAAGCAUAUCGAGGAAAGGGAAUAGCAAAGGCCGUUGCAGCGAAGCUGUUUCGACAGUAUGCCCCAGGGUUAGCAGUAGACGACGACGGGAAUGCAUGGUCACACGCGGACGUAUACUUGGGCAAUGCGCAAAGUGAAAGCGUUUGUCGAAGCUUAGGAGGAAAGCCGCUCUGGAGGUGCUUUUGGGUGCGGAUAGACCUAGAAAGGGCGGGUCAUCCUGCAAAGGCUGUCUGA